UCUCAUUCUUUGUGGGUAAACCUGUAGAUCAAAUACUCAGUUUGAAAAUUUAGCGGCUUACAUUUUCAUGUUACGUGGAUUUGGUAAUUAUGAAAUUAGAGUUUCCAUUGAGUCUUCCCUAUCAAUUUAAAAAAAGAUGGUUUGACAAAGAGCCAAAAUGAGAAUCAUGUUUCUCUAUCACGAAGACACAGGAUUUGGAUGGACUUGAACAGACCCAUAUGGCAGCUGAAGGGGACAGUGCAGAAUACAGAAGGUUUAUGCAGCAACCCUCUUCUAAUAUGGAUGACAGUGGAUUUUUUUCUGUUCAAGUAAUCUCUAAAGCUUUAGAAGUUUGGGGUCUAGAACUCGUUUCAUUUACUAGUGCUGAUCCAUUGGCGGAGCGAGCCCGGCAGAGCCCUCUAGCGGCUCAAGCAUACAUCUGUAAUUAUCAAGAACACUGGUUUACCAUUAGGAGACUUGGUCAGCAAUGGUUUAAUCUUAAUUCACUUCUAGAAUUCCCAGAAUUAGUUUCCAACACUUAUCUUGGAGAAUUUUUAGCCCAACUUCAACAGGAGGGAUACAGCAUAUUCAUUAUUAAAGGACAGUUGCCUGAAUGUGAUGCAGAUCUUGUCCUUCAAGCCGUUCAAGCAGUCCAGGCCAGGCGUCCUAAUCUGCUCUCUGAUGUACGCAGUAGUGGUUCUAAAGGACAAAGGAUUCAACAAGGAACUGUGACUAAAGCUUCUGGUGCUAGUACUGGAUCUGCAAGAGACGAAGAAGCAGAUUUAGAGGCCGCCAUGAUGCUUUCUCUAGCAGAAAAUGUUCCAGGUCCAUCUGGAGGCCCGGCCGUUAUUGAUGAAGAUGAACUUCAAAUGGCGUUAGCAAUGUCCCAAGGAGAUGAGAGCUCUGUCCUCCAGAUCUUUCUCUUCUAG
This is a messenger RNA of Eurytemora carolleeae, 908 nucleotides long. RefSeq names its product ataxin-3. Gene Ontology annotation, molecular function: cysteine-type deubiquitinase activity. Gene Ontology annotation, cellular component: nucleus. The record is from RefSeq and is a predicted model, not a curated record. Lineage: Eukaryota; Metazoa; Arthropoda; Copepoda; Calanoida; Temoridae. The transcript is spliced from 11 exons. Gene Ontology annotation, biological process: protein deubiquitination. The coding region runs from base 219 to 908 and encodes 229 amino acids.